AUGGCCAAAUGCAUCGCACUUACAAAACCAAUCUGUUUUACAGAAGAAGAUAUGCCACGAUUACGAAUACAACAACACCAAGAAAUAAUGACAAACUUAAUACAAUCCAUCACACAGCCACUCAGAACGACACCACUCAGCCCAUCAUUCAACAAAAAACCACCCACAACUUCAAUCAUCACCGAACAAACAAUCACCACCACAUUAAUGGACACAACACAAAUACAGCAACACCAAGAAACAAUAUCAAACUCGACACAAUCCAUCACACAGCCACUCAAAACGACACCACUCAACCCAUCAUUCAAGAAAAAACCAUCUACAACUUCAACUAUUAGCGAACAAACAAUCACCACCACUACAAUAGACACAACAACCACCACAACAACAGACACCAAUCAAGGAACACCCACCACAACCACCACCACAUAUGAGCCGCAUAGCCAGACCUCGCCCACAGCCACGGACAUGACACCACCAACAACGAUACCACACCCAGUCAAUACCACAGAUGUCAAAAUAAGAAACAAACUACGUAAGUAA
Molecule: messenger RNA, 543 nt
Organism: Acyrthosiphon pisum (pea aphid)
Lineage: Eukaryota; Metazoa; Arthropoda; Insecta; Hemiptera; Aphididae
Product: cell wall protein DAN4-like
Exons: 1
Coding region: 1-543 (180 amino acids)
Source: RefSeq, a predicted model, not a curated record